Messenger RNA from Caenorhabditis remanei, 1269 nucleotides. RefSeq lists its product as uncharacterized. Bases 1 to 1269 code for a protein of 422 amino acids. The record is from RefSeq and is a predicted model, not a curated record. Lineage: Eukaryota; Metazoa; Nematoda; Chromadorea; Rhabditida; Rhabditidae. The transcript is spliced from 7 exons. Gene Ontology annotation, molecular function: protein binding.
AUGUCUGAUGAAAACGAUAACGUGGCUUCCCUUAAUGAGGACAAGAACGAUUUGAUGCAAGAAGAUCAGAAAGUGGAACAAAUCAACACUGAAAAUAAUGAGAAAAAUCCCAUCGAUGCUCUCAAUUUUUCUGUUCAAAGUAUGCACAAAAUUUGUCAAGAGUUACUGGAAAAACAGAAGAAUCUUGAGAAGACCAACAUAGAGAUCAUCGAAAAGCUGCACUCCACCGAAUCCGAAAUUCAGAAACUAUCAUCGGGACAAGAUCAAAUUCUUCAAGAAAUUCAACUAAAAUCUAACAAAAUCGAUGAGGAAACUGAUGUAUCUUCACAGUCGAUUACCAGUGAUUCUUCUGAAACAACUAUUCAUAAUGAAAAGAUACCAAUGACUGGAAAAUACUUUAUGCUAAAACAUGUCUUCAAGAAUGUCUCAACUAUGAAGGAAAAUGAAUAUCAGUGGAGGAUGUAUGUGACCCGAAAUAAUGAGAAUCUUUCAUUCUAUUUGUUCUGCUCACAAUCGCUGGAAAGAGGAAAGUGGUCCAUUGAGACUAAUCGGAAACAUAUCAUAAUAUCGAACCGGGCCAAAAAUUGCGUGAAAACAGCUAAUAGAACAUUUUGUAACGACGGAAUUGAAUUAAACUCCUCGUGGGGAUGGGCAGAGUUUAUCGAGUGGAAAGCAUUGGAUGAAGACUUCCUUAUGGAUGAUAAAUUGACAGCUGAAAUUCACGUGAAAAUCAAGAAUACAACUGGCAUUUACAAAGAUAAUCUGAGAGUUUUCGACGAGACAAUGGAAGAAUUCUCAGAUGUUGUACUAGUUGUCAACGAAGAGAAAUUCUACGUUUCGAAAUUAUUUCUCGCCGCGCAUUCUUCAUUCUUCAAAGCCUUGUUUUUGGGAUAUUUUAACGAUUCGAAGAAAUCUGAAAUCAAACUGACUGGAAUCGAUGCGGAUGAUUUUCAGAACUAUCUUGAAGUUCUUUACGGAGAAUACUCUAUUGAUGAAUUCACUGUUGAAGGAAUUCUUCUUGUGGCAGACAUGUACGAUACUCCUCUGGUCAUUCGCAAAUGCGAUGAGUUUUUACUCGAAAAAUCGAAGAAAUCGUUGAAGAAAAAGUUGCAAAUGGCCACAAAAUACCAUCUUGAAGCAUUGAAGAAACAAUGUCUCAGUAAGAUCAAAUCGAUUGCUGACAUCAAAUCUGUUCUUCCCGGUAGUAUUCAAGACUUGGAUCCAUCAAUAAUGGGGGAGCUCUUUGAAAAGGCGAUUUCUCUCCAUUAA